This is a messenger RNA of Sarcophilus harrisii (Tasmanian devil), 1377 nucleotides long. It is a transcript of the gene TATDN1, whose product is annotated as TatD DNase domain containing 1. Lineage: Eukaryota; Metazoa; Chordata; Mammalia; Dasyuromorphia; Dasyuridae. The transcript is spliced from 13 exons. Bases 436 to 1281 code for a protein of 281 amino acids. The record is from RefSeq and is a predicted model, not a curated record. Gene Ontology annotation, cellular component: cytosol. Gene Ontology annotation, molecular function: 3'-5'-DNA exonuclease activity.
UUAACCCCCUAGUCCCCUGUCCCGGCCACUUCCGCUUCCGCCUAGGCAGAACUGAAGUUACCACCAUGACUCGCUUCCCGUUCAUCGGAAUUGCUAAACUAUGAAGAUAAGAUGGUCUCUUUAUCUACAAAGGUCCAAGCUGCCCACAGCAUUUUCUCAAUAAACAGUACAGACCGACUGGUGCCUAUCUUAACUCCUAAAGACACACUCAGAAUCCAACUUGAGUACCAACAACAACGUGUAUCAGUUCAGAGUGGGGACAAGGCUCUGUCGUCAGCAUACUCUGGGUACAGUGUUUCUUGAAAAUAUGGCAACUUGGGCAGAUUACAGUUAAUAUUGAAGAGAUUGACUACCCUGAAGGCGAGGCAACAGAGAUGCCCUAGUGGAAGAAAUACAUGUCAGGAUUGGGAUAUUGGUGUCAACUUGACUGAUCCUAUGUUUAGAGGAAUUUAUAGAGGGAUUCAAAAACACCAAGAUGAUUUCUUGGAUAUAAUAGAAAGAGCAGUCCAAACUGGUGUUAAAAAGUUUAUGAUUACAGGUGGAAGUCUACAGGACAGUAAAGAUGCCCUGAAUUUGGCAAAGACAAAUGAUAUGUUUUACAGCACAGUUGGAUGUCAUCCUACCCGCUGUGGAGAAUUUGAAAAGAAUAAUCCUGACCUUUAUUUAACUGAGCUACUAAAUCUUGCUGAAAAUAAUAAAGGAAAAGUUGUAGCAAUAGGAGAAUGUGGAUUGGAUUUUGAUAGAUUACAGUUUUGUCCCAAAGAUACACAACUCAAGUACUUUGAAAAACAGUUUGAACUGUCAGAACAAACAAAGCUACCCAUGUUUCUUCAUUGUAGAAACUCACACACUGAAUUUUUGGACUUAAUGAAGAAAAAUAGAGACAGAUGUGUGGGAGGAGUGGUACAUUCAUUUGAUGGCACAAAGGAAGAAGCAGCUGCAUUGAUUGACAUGAAUCUUUACAUAGGAAUUAAUGGUUGCUCACUGAAAACUGAGGCCAACCUAGAAGUGUUAAAGUCAAUACCUGGCGAAAAAUUAAUGAUAGAGACUGAUGCUCCUUGGUGUGGAGUCAAAAAUACUCAUGCAGGAGUAAAAUAUGUAAAAACUUUAUUUCCCACAAAAAAGAAAUGGGAAAGUGGGAGUUGUUUGAAGGACAGAAAUGAACCUUGUAAUAUUAUUCAGAUUCUGGAGAUAAUGGCAGCAGUAAGAGAUGAUGAUCCACUUGAAUUGGCCAAUACACUGUAUAACAACACCAUUAAAGUCUUCUUUAAAGACAUGUAAAGCAGCCAUUUUCAUGUUUCAUUGUAUUUGUAAAACUGCAUGGCAAACCGUACUGUAAACCUUCAAUAAAAGUAUGAAACUUACUUAACUAAAGAG